Betta splendens (Siamese fighting fish) is the source of this 4825-nucleotide messenger RNA. Its product is annotated as DNA repair protein XRCC4-like. Gene Ontology annotation, molecular function: DNA binding. The record is from RefSeq and is a predicted model, not a curated record. Bases 149 to 1123 code for a protein of 324 amino acids. The transcript has 8 exons. NCBI's taxonomy places the organism in Eukaryota, Metazoa, Chordata, Actinopteri, Anabantiformes, Osphronemidae. Gene Ontology annotation, cellular component: DNA ligase IV complex; nucleus; DNA-dependent protein kinase-DNA ligase 4 complex. Gene Ontology annotation, biological process: immunoglobulin V(D)J recombination; response to X-ray; positive regulation of ligase activity.
CUCAAACCGCGUUCGCUGAUUGGCUGAGGACAUCCGAGGUGAAAGUUGAAACUUCUGUCCGCAACUGUCAACGGAGCAAGCGGCAAAAGAAAUAGUUUCAUACGAGCGCAGUCAUUACUUCAUGCAGUUAGUUUGAAGGACCUAUAGAAUGAGAGAAAUGAGCGGUACAGUUCGGCAGAUCGCUGUAACUACUGAUCCAGGCACCCCCUACUUCUUGCAAGUGAACUGGGCUGUAGAUCUGGGAGCUGGGUUCACGCUUGUACUGACUGAUGGCAGCUCGGCUUGGAUCGGAGAAGUUACAGAAGAUGAGGUGACAAAGGAGGCCAGUGAGCGCGAAGUCAGUAGGGAAACAUAUGUUGAAGAUCUUCUUCGAGCGCUAACAAAAGGUGAAGACAGAGGAGGAGGCGGCGAGGAGGUGUAUUCUUUCCACCUCACGACAGAUCACUGUCAUCUGUCGUAUCAGAAGACGUGCAACAACAUUUCGGUGCAUUUGGGAUCUGUGGAGCUCCAGCCAGCUCAACACCCUCUAGAGCUGAACCGAGAGAUGAUUGGCCAGUCCCUGAAGCUCAGCACAGACCUGGAGUCAAGAAACAGCCAGCUGUUGAAGGAGAACCGUAGACUGAAACACGAGCACCAGCGAAUUCUUCGAGAGUAUGGAAAAGCUAAAAAAAAAGCUGCAUUGAUAGAUGCAAAAGUGUGUGCAGUGUGGGAUCAAAUGGAAAGUACCAGGACAGUAUUUUCUCAGGAUCCUCAGCACUGGUUAGAGCGGCAGGUUCAGGAUAAGGAGAGACUGGAAGGAAAGCUGUACUCACGUUUCGUCAUGGUGCUGAAUGAGAAGAAGGCCAAGAUCCGAGGCCUGCAGGACACCAUGCGCCACCUCCAGGAGACGUCUGAGCAGCAGACAGACGAGAAACGGCAGCAAAGCAAUGAUGCAACUCAGGACACAACAGCAGAGCAAAGCUAUCAUCCCUCUCAGGAGUCAACUGUCCUCAUCACAGGUCGGGAGCUGGUGUGUCAGGGCAUCUCUCUGGACCGGACAGACACCUAUGAUGAAGAUGAACAACCGAGAGGCAAGCGCAAGUUGCUUCACAGCUCGAGCCCUGAGACACCUGACCGGGAUUAAAGCAGCACAACCUUAAAUCCAGGAGUCAUCUGCAAGAUCAAUGCCUUUAAACGUGACGCCUCUCUGGACAACAGACUUUUCUUUGUAGCUAAGCGAGCUAAUCAGCCCUCACCUCAACAUACACAACCAAAACAGUGACAGCCAGGCAGCAGUGUGUUGCAGGCAUUUCCAGAUUUGAUAUCGGAUGUCAUCCAAGAUUGUGAAAGCGAUUUUCAGAAAGACGGAGUAUGUUACUGUCAUCUGGUUUGCUUUAACCGUAGCAAUUACCUGCCACAGCUCCAGAGAGACUUGCUGCUUGUCUCUUGUCCUCAAUAAAUCAAAAGAAGAACAAUUAAUGACGCCAUCUCUUCCCCAAACUCUACACUGUGUGCUCAGUGCUGCUGUAAAGACCUUUGCCAGAUGUGUUAGUGAUCAUGUGAUAACAGCACUUGACGGCCUCCAGCGCUUCCUCAGGAUGACUUUGCUGCUAAUGACCUAGAGAACAUGGCAGAGGAUCUGGACUAAGAGUAUGGAAGCAAUUUCUCAACAGUUCGACUUCGCCCAGAGCUCGAAUUUGGUUGCCAAGCCCCUCGGCCUUGGCUCCGUGUGAGAGCAGAGAAGGAGUCACGACUACUGAGGGACAACAGGCUACACCCAGAAAACAGGGUGUCGCCACCAAGGAACUGAAAGCUGCUUUAUUGCCGCUUAUUCAUCAUGUGUUGUUGAUGUUUUCUUCCCUCUUUUCAUUAUGGAACUAAGCCAUUGCUUUCGUCUCCACUUUCUAAACUAGCAUUUAGUUGGACCUCCUCCCCCUUUUUCUCGUUUAUGUCUGCCCUUUUAUUCGGUGGACGUUCUGCGGCCCUGGCUACCUGGGGGGUGUUCUGCAGGGGGCUAAUAGGGUUAUGUUGUAUUCACCUCCUUACCUUUUCCUUUACUUAGCAGCUACCAGCUUUAGGCCUUGAGGUCCUUGGGUCAUCCCAGUGUGAGCCUGUGGCGACCUACAGAGAGUUUUUAUCUGACUAUUCUACUUUUAACUUCUCGACCCCUUGUCCCGCCUUCUUAAGGAAUUUGAUGAUACCUAUACAUCUGCCAACGGCCACAAAUAGUCAUGGUGAUAAUCCCACAUGCUGGAUCAGCAAUCGUAGCAGGAAGGUCACACUUUCUCCCGUGUAAAUCCCAUCAACAAGGAAUUUGACUCAGGCAAUCCUGAUUAGUGACUAAGGAUGAGCAAUUGACAUGUGCUUAGCAGAAGUAAAACUUCUCAAGCCUUUUGCUCUUUUGAAAUCACUAAAAAGUGUAACAGUUGAUUUGUUAAACUAUUUUAUACAUACUGUAUCAGAGAAUUUAUAUAUAUAUAAAAUGUAAAAUCUUAUAAAUGAAACAAAUUUACUUUGUAAGGUGCUAAGGACAUCAGCAUGGAAAUUAAAAAUGCUGAAUUGCAAAAUAUUUGUGUUCUUGUGUCAUUGUUUAAUCCAUUUCCAUCUGAUCUAAUCUGGUUUAUUAGGUUGAAAGCCAUGGCUGCUGAGAUUAAGAUUUGGGGCAGGAUGGUUCAAGACUUCAGGUUAUUUGGUGAUAUACAUAAUUAUAUGCAAGAAAUAUUGAUGCAACAGUGGUACAUGGUACAUGUUUGAUUAAGAGACAUUCCAGAUGUUUAAUGGUCUUUAUGUGCUUCCCAUUGUAUUUGAGAAUAAACCUGCAGUUACAACCCUGUGGCCUUUUAGCAGAGGCCCUUCAACCCCGGCAGAAAGGGACCACACUUUGUGAGAGAGCGAUGAUGGCUGUGUCAGCCUGAAAUUAAAUAUUCAGUCAGUUGCUUAUCAUCAUCAUUCACUUACUGUGCACACCUGUAGGACUUCCAUCAUCCAGAGAAAUGGCAUGAGAGAUCCUGCUGUUCCACCAUCAGGACAAAGUGGCCUUUGUGCGUAGUUCUCACUCCACACCGUUACACUGUAAGGUUUCUGUGUGUAGAUAUGUAGAUUAAAAAUUGAAAAUUACAUCUUAUUUCCUUAUCAGUGUGCAAUAAAACACAUAAAUUAUUAAAAUCUAAACUGUAUUUUGAACAACAUACUAUACUGUGUAUUACUGACAAACCUUCUUCAGUCCUUUUACUACAACAGGGGCCACCGCUCCACGUUACAUUUCUGAUUUCUAGUCAUGGAGUCUGGUUUACACGUUCUGCCAGUGGUAAAGAAUAUCUGCUUUGUUUCAGCUCAGGUAUUAAACGAUCCUUUUGAUCAUCCCAAAUAACGAGCAGUUUCUCUUUGAGAUGCUGGUGUGAACCAAUUGGCCUAAUUAUUUGAAUUAAGCCAAAUGCUCUGCAGGCUUUUAAGGAGAUGGUAGUAGAACAUUAAGUGUGUGAUAAUGACAACCUGCUGCCGAGUGUGUGGGAGGGAGGCUUUCUCUUCUUUCACUCGGGCCGUUUUCAUCCAUUCAUCGGUCCAACUUUCAUUCUUUUAUUCUGGCGCUUCCUAAAAACGACCAGCAAAUUUCAAUCGGCACUUAGCGGUUUGAAAUGCCGUGUACAGUCUACGACCCGGGGCCCAGGCAUUUUAACGAUCCACCAGAAGAGACUUUGCACAUUUACCAAAACAUCCCUUAAAAUUGUAAUUGAGACCAACAAAACCAAAAUGACUUUUUACAGCUGACUUGAUUUUCUCAUGACUGGGGAUGCAUUAUGUUAUUAUCUUAACUUUAGUCAGACUUAGUCAGAGACCAGAUCAUGGACCAGCUGUCCACAUUGCCUUUCCCAUGUAGGCCUAAUUGCUGCCUGGCUCAAUAACUGACUCACGCGCAAGUACAGUAAUGUAUGACCCACUUGGGAACUUUCCACAGGGAGUGAACAGGAAUUUUCACAUGGUCUGGGCGAAGAUAAGAUAAGAUAAGAUAAGAUAAGAUAAGAUAAGAUAAGAUAAGAUAAGAUAAGAUAAGAUAAGAUAAGAUAAGAAAAAACCUUUAAUAGUCCCGUAGUGGGGAAAUUACUUAUGUCCUGGAUCACACAUUUUAAAUACCUUGGUGCUAAAUUAUCUUGUGUGACAUUUACAUUUCAUUUGAAAUAUUGUAAUUCUGACUCCCAGGAGUUCAUGUAUAGGCUCAUUGCAGCAAAAGGGUUGGGGUUCGGGAAUGGAAUGGAAUGGUUCCCACAAUGCUGUGUAAUGUUAACCUCAAUUGGCCAAGUCCUAUGACGUGAGCAUUGUCUGUUUCGCGUUAUCAAGCCAUUUUCCCUGGUCCCCCACUCUCUCUCCCUGCUCCUUCUUAGUGUUUGUACCUUUGCCAUCCGUUCAGAUUAAAGUGGUUUGCUAGAAGGCAACAGACGCUGUGAUUCACUGGGUUCCAGUCUGCAGCUUUGUUAGAGCCAUUUGAAACAGCUUUGGCCAUAAGGUUUUGCACAAUCUGAAAACUCAUUACAUUAGUUUAGCCUUAAUAAUAUUUAAGUGAUUAAUGCUGUUUAAAUAGAUAAUUUCACUGGCACAUGUGAUUCAGACAAACGUAGGAGAGCUGGAGUUGGGAAAAUGAUCCUUUCAUUACAUUUAGCCUUUGUCUGGAGUUUGCCAACGCCCCCUGGCUAAAGAGUAGACAGAUGUAAUGGCUAAGCACAGUUGUGUGAUAUUAUCCUUUAAUACAGAAAAGGUUUCCUUAUAGUAAAACUGACAUAUACAGAGUUUAAACAAACCUGUUCAAAAUAUUACAUCAUGAUUAACAGAUGUUAACGGGAUUUUUUUUUUU